This is a messenger RNA of Drosophila rhopaloa, 1583 nucleotides long. It is a transcript of the gene Cyp6a8, whose product is annotated as cytochrome P450 6a8. Gene Ontology annotation, molecular function: heme binding; iron ion binding; oxidoreductase activity, acting on paired donors, with incorporation or reduction of molecular oxygen. The coding region runs from base 19 to 1539 and encodes 506 amino acids. The record is from RefSeq and is a predicted model, not a curated record. The transcript has 2 exons. Lineage: Eukaryota; Metazoa; Arthropoda; Insecta; Diptera; Drosophilidae.
GGCAGCUUCAAUAGUAGUAUGGCGUUCACAUACAUUCUCUUCCAAGUGGCGAUCGCCUUGCUGGCGAUUUUUACUUACUAUCUUCACCGUAAAUUAACAUACUUUAAGCGUCGAGGGAUUCCUUUUGAGAAACCCCACCCGAUCAGGGGAAACUUUGAGGGAUUGAUGAAAACGAAAAAUUUUCACCAGAUUUACCAAGAUCACUACAACAAAUAUCGGGACAGCAAAGCUCCCUUUGUGGGAUUUUUCCUUUUCCAGAGACCGGCUGUCUUUGUCAUUGAUCUGGAUCUGGCCAAGAAUGUACUCAUCAAGGAUUUUUCAAACUUUUCCGACAAGGGCUUGUAUUACAACGAAAAAGAUGAUCCCAUUUCCGCUCAUCUCUUCAAUCUGGAUGGUCCGCAGUGGCGUCUGCUCAGGAACAAGUUAUCCUCGACUUUCACAUCGGGAAAAAUGAAGUACAUGUAUCCAACAGUGGUUUCCGUUGUGGACGAAUUUAUGGCAGUGAUGCAUGAAAAGGUGGAGCAAAACUCUGUCCUGGAUAUCCGUGAUCUGGUAGCCAGGUUCACGGUGGAUGUCAUUGGCACCUGCGCCUUUGGCAUCAAGUGUAACAGUCUACGCGAUGAAAAGGCCGAGUUCCUUUACUUUGGCAAGAAAUCGUUGGUGGAAAAGCGACAUAGUACUCUGUUGAAUGGACUCAUGCGCAGCUAUCCCAACUUGGCCAGAAAAAUAGGUUUCGUCCGAACUGCCCAGCAUAUUCAGGACUUCUAUCAUAGAAUAGUCACCGAGACUGUGGCAGCGCGAGAAAGGGAGAAUAUCAAACGGAACGAUUUCAUGGACAUGCUCAUCGAAAUGAAAAAUCAAAAAGAAAUCACUCUGGAUAACGGGGAAGUGGUCAAGGGACUGACCAUAGAGGAGAUCCUUGCUCAAGCGUUUAUAUUUUUCAUAGCUGGCUUCGAGACAUCCUCCUCCACCAUGGGAUAUGCUCUCUACGAACUGGCCAAGAACCCGGAUAUCCAAGAGAAGGUUAGAGCUGAAGUGGAAGAGGUUCUGCAGGAACAUAACCAAAAGUUUACCUAUGAGUGCAGUAAGAGUUUCAAGUAUCUCAACCAAGCUAUAAAUGAAACUUCACGUCUCUACACCAUUGUACCCAAUCUGGAUCGGGUGGCCAACAAGCGUUACGUUGUUCCCGGACAUCCGGAGUUCGUCAUUGAGGCUGGUCAGUCGGUCAUUGUACCCUCUUCUGCCAUCCACCACGAUCCCACCAUCUAUCCCGAACCCCUCGAGUUCCGACCUGAGCGAUUCUCUCCGGAAGAGUCGGCAAAUCGUCCUUCGGUCGCCUGGCUGCCCUUUGGAGAUGGUCCUCGGAACUGCAUUGGAAUGAGAUUCGGACAGAUGCAGGCUCGCAUUGGACUAGCCCUACUCAUCAAGAAUUUCAAGUUCUCAACCUGCUCCAAAACUCAAAUUCCUCUGGUCUACGAUCCCAAAUCAUUUGUACUCGGUGUCAAAGACGGAAUCUAUCUCAAACUGGAGGCGAUCUAAAUAGAAGAUUAAGAUCCAUUAAAUCGAUACCAAAGCUUAUGGAA